Molecule: messenger RNA, 5117 nt
Organism: Metschnikowia bicuspidata var. bicuspidata NRRL YB-4993
Lineage: Eukaryota; Fungi; Ascomycota; Pichiomycetes; Serinales; Metschnikowiaceae
Gene: RPO21
Product: DNA-directed RNA polymerase II subunit RPB1
Exons: 4
Coding region: 140-4918 (1592 amino acids)
Biological process (GO): transcription by RNA polymerase II
Cellular component (GO): RNA polymerase II, core complex
Molecular function (GO): DNA binding
Source: RefSeq, a predicted model, not a curated record
UUUGCAUCGGAUCCCCGAGCAAGUUUCGCUUGAACCAACUGUUUAUUCGUGAGCCCCCAUCGCCCACGAGAACACUGUACUAUAUCACGUGUUUUACACAUAAAGCCGUGCACACAUCAUCCAUCCCAGCAUUCCCGCUAUGAGUCGCCAGUUUCCAUAUUCCAGCGCGCCGCUCCGGUCCGUGAAAGAGGUUCAAUUUGGCUUGUUGUCGCCCGAAGAAGUGCGCGCCAUCUCGGUUGCCAAGAUCGAGUAUCCCGAAACCAUGGACCAGACCACGAAAAAGCCCCGUGACGGCGGCCUUAAUGACCCCCGUUUGGGCUCCAUCGACCGGAACUUUAAGUGUCAGACCUGUGGCGAGGACAUGGCCGAGUGCCCGGGCCAUUUCGGGCACAUCGAGUUGGCCAAGCCCGUGUUUCACAUUGGUUUCAUUGCCAAGAUCAAAAAGGUGUGUGAGUGCGUGUGCAUGCACUGUGGAAAGAUCCUUGUAGACGACGCCAACCCGUUGAUGACGCAGGCCAUCCGAAUCCGCGACCCGAAAAAACGGUUCAACGCCGUUUGGAACGUGUGUAAAACCAAGAUGAUCUGUGAGGCCGAUACCAUCAACGACGAGGGCCAGGUGACCGCCGGCAGAGGUGGAUGUGGCCACACGCAGCCCACUGUCCGCAGAGACGGCUUGAAAUUGUGGGGAACCUGGAAGCAAAACAAGACCUACGACGAGAACGAGCAGCCCGAGCGCCGUUUGUUGAAUCCGCUGGAAAUCUUGAGUGUUUUCAGGCACAUCAGUGCCGAGGACUGCCAGAAGUUGGGUUUUAACGAAGACUACGCACGCCCCGAGUGGAUGUUGAUCACGGUCUUGCCCGUGCCUCCACCGCCUGUCAGACCAUCCAUUGCGUUCAAUGAUACCGCCAGAGGCGAGGAUGACUUGACGUUUAAGUUGGCGGACAUUCUCAAGGCGAACAUCAACGUGCAGCGUCUCGAGAUCGAUGGCUCGCCCCAGCACGUGAUCAGCGAGUUCGAGGCCUUGUUGCAGUUCCACGUCGCCACGUACAUGGACAACGACAUUGCCGGACAGCCGCAGGCGCUCCAGAAAACUGGGCGUCCGAUCAAGUCGAUCAGAGCAAGAUUGAAGGGUAAGGAGGGCAGAUUGAGGGGUAACUUGAUGGGAAAGCGUGUGGAUUUCUCGGCGCGUACCGUUAUUUCCGGUGACCCCAACCUUGACCUAGACCAGGUCGGAGUGCCCAUCUCCAUUGCCAGAACGUUGUCGUACCCGGAAGUGGUGACUCCAUACAACAUACAAAAGUUGACCGAGUAUGUGCGUAAUGGACCCAACGAGCACCCUGGUGCCAAGUACGUGAUCCGUGACACCGGUGACCGUAUCGACCUAAGGUACAACAAGAGAGCUGGAGACAUCGCCUUGCAGUAUGGCUGGAAAGUCGAACGUCACUUGAUGGACGACGAUCCUGUCUUGUUCAACCGUCAACCGUCUUUGCACAAGAUGUCUAUGAUGGCGCACAGAGUCAAGGUCAUGCCUUACUCUACGUUCAGAUUGAACUUGUCAGUCACUUCGCCUUAUAACGCAGAUUUCGACGGCGAUGAGAUGAACUUGCACGUCCCACAGUCGCCUGAAACCAGAGCGGAAAUGUCUCAGAUUUGCGCAGUUCCUUUGCAAAUUGUGUCUCCACAAUCGAACAAACCUGUCAUGGGAAUUGUGCAAGAUACCUUGUGUGGAAUUCGUAAGAUGACUUUGCGUGACAGCUUCAUUGAGUACGAGCAAGUUAUGAAUAUGUUAUACUGGAUUCCGAACUGGGAUGGUGUUAUUCCUCCUCCAGCAGUGUUUAAGCCAAAACCUUUGUGGUCUGGCAAACAGUUGUUGUCGAUGGCAAUUCCUAAGGGAAUUCAUUUGCAAAGAUUCGACGAUGGAAGAGAUAUGCUCAGUCCAAAAGAUCUGGGUAUGUUGGUUGUUGAUGGUGAAAUCAUUUUUGGUGUGGUUGACAAAAAAACCGUCGGUGCCACCGGAGGUGGUUUAAUUCACACUGUCAUGAGAGAAAAGGGCCCUCAAGUUUGUGCUCAGCUUUUUAGCUCCAUCCAAAAGGUUGUUAACUACUGGCUAUUACACAAUGGUUUCUCGAUCGGUAUUGGUGACACCAUUGCAGACAAAGACACCAUGCGCGAUGUCACCACCACCAUUCAAGAGGCGAAACAAAAGGUCCAAGAGAUUAUCAUGGAUGCGCAGCAAAACAAGUUAGAGCCUGAGCCAGGUAUGACUUUGAGGGAAUCAUUUGAGCACAAUGUUUCACGUAUUCUUAAUCAAGCUCGUGAUACCGCUGGUCGUUCUGCUGAAAUGAACUUGAAGGAUCUGAACAACGUCAAACAGAUGGUGACUUCAGGUUCGAAGGGUUCUUUUAUCAAUAUUUCUCAAAUGUCGGCAUGUGUGGGUCAGCAAAUUGUUGAGGGUAAGCGUAUUCCAUUUGGUUUCGGUGACCGGACGCUACCACAUUUCACUAAAGAUGACUAUUCGCCGGAAUCGAAGGGUUUCGUUGAAAAUUCGUACCUCAGAGGUUUGACACCUCAAGAGUUUUUCUUCCAUGCGAUGGCAGGAAGAGAGGGUCUUAUUGAUACUGCCGUGAAGACUGCAGAGACUGGAUAUAUCCAGCGUCGUUUGGUUAAGGCAUUGGAGGAUAUCAUGGUUCACUAUGACGGUACCACAAGGAACUCUCUUGGUGACAUUAUUCAAUUUGUCUACGGUGAAGAUGGAAUUGAUGCCACAUCCGUGGAAAAGCAGUCGGUUGAUACCAUUCCAGGCUCUGAUGCCUCUUUCGAGAAGCGUUACAGAAUUGAUGUUUUGGAUCCAUCUAAGUCAAUUUCAGAAUCUUUGUUGGAAUCAGGGAAGCAGAUCAAGGGUGACGUUGCAGUACAGAAGGUAUUGGAUGAAGAAUACGAUCAAUUGCUCAAAGACCGUAAGUUUUUGAGAGAAGUCGUCUUCCCCAAUGGAGACUACAACUGGCCCUUGCCUGUUAACUUGCGUCGUAUUAUUCAAAAUGCCCAGCAAAUUUUCCACAGUGGUCGUCAGAAGGCUUCAGAUUUAAGAUUGGAGGAAAUUGUUGAAGGAAUUCAAUCUCUCUGCACGAAGCUUCUUGUUCUCCGUGGAAAAACAGAGCUCAUCAAGGAGGCGCAAGAAAAUGCGACUUUGCUUUUCCAAUGUUUAUUGAGAUCUAGAUUGGCUGCUCGCCGUGUUAUCGAAGAGUUCAAGCUUAACAAAGUGUCUUUUGAGUGGGUUUGCGGAGAAAUUGAAUCCCAAUUCCAAAAGUCCAUCGUGCAUCCUGGUGAAAUGGUGGGUGUUGUCGCUGCUCAAUCUAUUGGUGAACCCGCGACUCAAAUGACGUUGAACACUUUCCAUUACGCUGGUGUGUCUUCGAAGAACGUUACUCUUGGUGUCCCUCGUCUUAAGGAAAUUUUAAACGUUGCCAAGAAUAUAAAAACACCAGCGCUUACUGUUUACUUAAAGCCUGAAAUUGCGGUCGAUAUUGAGAAGGCCAAGGUUGUGCAAUCUGCUAUCGAACAUACUACUUUGAAGAAUGUUACCUCCUCUACCGAAAUCUACUAUGAUCCUGAUCCUAGGAGCACUGUUAUUGAGGAGGAUUAUGAUACAGUGGAGGCCUACUUCGCCAUUCCGGAUGAGAAAGUCGAGGAGACUAUCGAUAACCAGUCUCCAUGGUUGCUCCGUCUUGAAUUAGACAGAGCCAAGAUGUUGGAUAAGCAAUUGACAAUGGCUCAAGUGGCGGAAAAGAUAUCUCAGAACUUCGGUGAGGACUUGUUUGUUAUUUGGUCUGAUGACACUGCUGACAAAUUAAUUAUUCGUUGUCGUGUCAUUCGCGAUCCAAAAUUGGAAGAAGAAGGCGAUCAUGAGGAAGACCAGAUCUUAAAGAGGGUUGAAGCACACAUGUUGGAGACUAUCUCUUUGCGUGGUAUUCCAGGUAUCACUAGAGUCUUCAUGAUGCAACACAAGAUGAGCACUCCAGAUGCAGAUGGAGAGUUUCUGCAAAAACAAGAGUGGGUUUUGGAAACUGAUGGUGUCAACUUGGCUGAAGUUAUCACCGUUCCAGGUGUUGAUGCUUCCAGAACUUACUCGAACAACUUUAUCGAGAUUCUCUCGGUUCUUGGAAUUGAGGCUACUCGUACUGCGUUGUUCAAGGAAAUUCUCAAUGUCAUUGCCUUUGAUGGUUCCUAUGUGAAUUAUCGCCACAUGGCUUUGCUUGUUGAUGUGAUGACAGCUCGUGGUCAUUUGAUGGCCAUUACCCGUCACGGUAUCAACAGAGCCGAAACAGGCGCCUUGAUGCGUUGUUCGUUUGAAGAAACCGUUGAGAUCUUGUUGGAUGCCGGAGCAGCUGCUGAACUUGAUGACUGUCGUGGUAUUUCUGAGAAUGUUAUCUUGGGUCAAAUGCCCCCAUUGGGUACAGGUGCGUUCGAUGUUAUGGUUGACGAAAAGAUGUUGCAAGAUUCUAGCGUCGGCACGGAUAUGGGAGUUGCUGGACAAAAUGAUGGAGGCGCUACACCAUACAGAGAUUACGAGAUGGAGGACGACAAGAUUCAAUUUGAAGAGGGUGCUGGAUUUUCACCAAUUCAUACUGCAAACGUGUCCGAUGCUUCCGGCUCUCUCACGUCCUAUGGUGGCCAACCAUCGAUGACAUCUCCCACUUCUCCAUUCUCGUUUGGAUCUACGUCUCCAGGAUAUGGUGGUGCGACGUCGCCUGCUUAUGGCGCAACUUCGCCGACUUACUCACCAACUUCGCCCACUUACUCGCCAACGUCACCAAGUUACUCGCCAACGUCACCAAGUUAUUCCCCAACUUCGCCUAGUUACUCACCAACUUCGCCCAUUAUUCCCCAACUUCGCCAGUUAUUCCCCAACUUCGCCUAGUUACUCACCAACUUCGCCAAGUUAUUCCCCAACUUCGCCCAGUUAUUCCCCAACUUCGCCAAGUUACUCACCAACUUCGCCAAGCUAUUCCCCAACUUCGCCACAGUACUCUCCGACGUCGCCAAGUUACUCGCCAAACUUCCCUCAAUAUUCACCAGGUUCACCUGCAUACUCCCCAGGAUCGCCACUGCAUUCUACU